Molecule: messenger RNA, 5282 nt
Organism: Lytechinus pictus (painted urchin)
Lineage: Eukaryota; Metazoa; Echinodermata; Echinoidea; Temnopleuroida; Toxopneustidae
Product: sarcolemmal membrane-associated protein-like
Exons: 5
Coding region: 438-995 (185 amino acids)
Molecular function (GO): protein binding
Source: RefSeq, a predicted model, not a curated record
CAUUACAGGAACUGAUAUCUCAAGAAAGUAAUGGCGACUGUUUACUUUCCAUUGGAACUGCUGCCAGGAACUAAAUAAGGCAAUGCCGACGGCAUGUUCUCAGGUAUAAUCUCCUAAGUCUCAUCACAUCAAUGGAAAUAAGUGCAAGAAAAGUGAUUUAAGCCAUCUCGCCAUCAGACAUAGCAAGGUGAUAGCAACCAAAGAUUUUGCCAGACAUCUGAUUCAACACCUUAUUUUCUAUAAGAUGGUUAUUAUGGAAAGAUAACAACAUUGGAGGGAGCUUUACCUGCCGAGAAGCAUGCCAAUCUACAGUGACUAUCUAUAUCUUCCCAUCUGUAACUCAAUAUUCCCGGUCGGAGAGCAGCAUUCCUCUUCAAGACGAUAGGACAAAAACCCAGGUUGUUCUUUUGCUGUCUCCAGAACAUCAUCUGUGACCAAUGGUCACCAUGACAGCUAAAGCAGUUUUCAAAUGUCAUCCGAGCUCUCAUCAUUUUGAUGAGCGGCAUAUUAGACUGACCGAGCCUGUCAAGAUCGGCCGUUCGGUCGCAAAGGCCCGCCCGGCCUUGGACAAUGGGAUAUUUGAUUGCAAAGUGUUGUCCCGGAACCAUGCGCUCAUCUGGUACGACUUUGAUCUUUUAAAGUUCUUCUUACAAGACACAAAGAGUAGCAAUGGAACGUUUGUCAAUAAUAAUCGCCUUAGCAGGGGGUCGGAGGAGAGCCCCGCCCAUGAGAUCUGUUCUGGAGACAUUGUUCAGUUUGGAGUAGAUGUUGUAGAAAACUCAAGGAGAGGAACUGUGACUCAUGGAUGUAUCGUAGCUCAACUAUCACUAUUCCACCAAGAUGGCACAGAAGCGACAAGAAGUGAUUCAAGCUUGUCAGUGCCGGCAGGUUUCUCCGGCCAAUCAAUACAAGGCAACAACAAUGUUCCAUCUCAAGAACUAUACCAACUUUCCCACUACCUCAAGGUAAGUUCAUACCUGGUCCCUCUUUCAUAAACUUUGUUUUCAAGGGAAAUGACAAGCUACUGUUAUAAGCUACUGUAAUAAGCUACUGUAAUGGGGUCAUUUGAUUGUGAAAUUGCAAAUUUGGCAUAGAAUUCAAGCUUUCGACAUGUAGCAUCUCAAGUACUUCAAUAUUCACCCUACCAUUAAAGUUCAGAGCAACCUAGAUGCUGUUUCACGAUGCUUGUUAUCAAUGUCAAGUUGCAAGCUAUUGUUGAAAUCAUGCCAUUCAAUACUGUCAUGCCUUCUAUAUCAAGCACAACUAGUCAUUUAAGUGUGACUCUAAGUGAUACUUAAAUCUUUGUGAAACACCCCCCAGAUUUAUAAUAAAUAAUGUAAAAGCAACAAAAAGAAUAAUUUGUGCCAGCAAGAUGAAUUUAGAUAGGAAUGAGUCAAAUCCUUGUAACUAUGUGAAUUCCCAGAAGAAAGAACAAAAAGGAAUGUGGAAGCAGGACAGAAUGAUUUUGUAUUUUAUGUAUUCAGGCCAGCUGAAAUUAGAAUGAACCCUUUCAAGUAAUCUCUUGACCCACCCACCUACUUCAGUUAUUAUCUCGGAUGCAAAGAAACGGUUGGUUUGCAAAAAUGCUGCAGAGCAAAUACAAUUUUAGUUAUAUGGGUGUGUAUCAUUGUGAUGUGCUGGUGUACAAAUGGACAUGUAGAUUGAUGUGUGUACAUGAUGAUACAUCGAUAGGAGUAGCGAAACAAAGUUAGUUUGGCCAAAUGUUGUUUCAUGAAACUGUUUAGGAGAAUUUGAAUGAAACCCUUGAAACCAGUGGACAGGUAUAAAACAAGAAUAACAAAAAUCAAAGCAACAAAUAAUCAAAGUUAGAGAGAAAUUAGAAUGAUGAAAUCACUAAUGUUAUGGACAUUCUCCGUUUGGCAAUGCGACCAAGAUUUACAACUCCUCCAUUACUUUUGUAUAUUUUACGUCAAUUCUUAACAAAAAAUUUGAAUAUAUUGACUAUUCCAAGUACCCAAUUAAAAGAAAGUGUGAUUUUUUAUUUUAAUUGCGUUAUAAGGCUCGUCCCUUCUUGACUCUGCCCUCACUCAUGUUAACUAGAUUUUAUUGUAUAUUCGUGUCAUCUACAUGUAUCUUAUCUGUUUAUAUGUUUGUACUUUGUUGAUUUCUUUUUAUGAGUGAAAAAUAAUUACGAAUUGAAAAAAAAAAGUGCAUUUAGUCUACAUGUAGAUCUAUGCUGUACAGGUCAAGAUUAAAUUUGUAGAAAAACAAAAACGUUGCAGAACUUGUGUUUUUUAGUGAGUUUAUAACCAACAAGAUUGUAGGUUUAAUUAGUCGUACUGUAUAGCUUUGGCAUACUAAGUAACAUACAGUAAUGUAUUUCAUGUGCGUGUUCGGGGGGGGGGGGGGGGAGGGUGGUCUUCUCAUUACUCUGGUGGAUUUUGGCACAAACAAACCAAUUAAAAAUGUACUGCUAGGGGAAAGAUAUUUAUAUUUGGUCUUUAUCACGCUAGUUUGAAGCCUGUCACUGUGUUACAUGUAUGUAGGCCUACAGUGAAGUAUAGUACAUUGAGUUACUCUCAACAUUUGGGUUACUCUCAACAUUUAUACCAAUUCCAGUUGCCUAUAUCUACAUGUACAUGUCCAACCAUGUGGUAUUGAAAGAAGUGGAAUGCUUUGCCAGGAAACAUAAGACCAGGGGGUGUUUCACAAAGAUUUAAGUAUGACUUAGAGUCGCACUUAAAUACCAAGUUGGGUACGGCAAGGCUCGACAUUAGCGGUGGCCCGGUGGCCCGGGGCCACCAGAAAUUCACCUCGGGCAACCAUUAUUGAAAAAAUAUUAAGUUUUGGUGGCCCGAAUCGGGCAACCAAUAAUUUUCAAAAUAGCGCAAUUUUUCUCCCCAUUUUGCACGCAUUUAUCAACUUUCUACAGUUCAAAUAGCAAGCCAGUUCGUCAUGCGCCCUUUUUGUUGAUCUACACACAAACACACACACAAAGUUGGCCUACCGCUAUAGCAUUAAGUAGCUUUUAUCCAGCCGGCCGUGCCGGCCGGCUGGCGUGAGCUUUGCAUGCUUGAAGCAGCUAUGCUUUAGCAGCCUAUUCAGACUCAGGGAGCUGCAAUACGAAAUGUUGCUGCUAAGAAAUCUUCCACAGAACUGUGAAAUCCAAGUCAAAGUCACAUUUUACACCAAUGAAAUGCCCUUCUACAGACCUUUUUGCUAAAAUCUGGUGUAUCCUGAUUAUUUGCAAGCAUCAAAAAGAGGAAUCAUGACCUCUCUUAUGACUCAAAAAGACCGAUUUCCAAAUGAAAAUAAUACACAUAAAAACACAUAGGUGAGUACAUCACAGUCCCACGUGUGCAUUUGUAUGUAUGUUGUUACUUGGUUUCUUUCGAAGCUGUGUCUUUUCCGGUCUUUUCUAGCCAAACAUAAACAGACAGUUACUUUCUUUCUUGUUUAUAAAUGACUUCUUAAACAACUCUUGAGAAAAUAAAUACUUUGGGAAGGCAUUUCAUUAAUAUGAAAUGUGAAUUUUUCCAACAUUUUGGCAAAUAUAGGGAAGGAAUUUUCUCACACUUUUUUUUGCCGUUAUAACUUAUAUUAUUUUCUUUCAUUUUUUUUUACAGUGGUUAAACCAUUUAUACCCAUUUAUUCAUUUUGAAUGUUUUUCUUUAUAUUUUUCGGGCCACCAAACUUUAAUAUCGGGCCACCAAAAAAAAUUAAUUGAAGGUUUUGGUGGCCCGAACGGGCCACCACCAAAAAAAGUUAAUGUGGAGCCUUGGGUACGGUAUGAAAGGCUUGACCGCAUUGGUCAGAUUGUGUCAUGAGGACGUGCACUACUGCGUGUCUAUCAAUAAGAUCGCGCGUUCCAUAUCUUGUACGCGUAGGCAUUUAAGUGCGACUUAAGUCAUACUUAAAUCUUUGUGAAAUACCCCCCAGAUCAACUACACGUAAUCGUUAUUGGUCAAGAGUGUGGGUAGGCACAGGUACUCUAAUGGAAUAAAAAAAAAUUGCAAAAUAUGAAUAGACAUUCCGAUGCUGUACAUGUACAUUAUAUGUUCAUGUAGGGUCCCAAAGAAAAAGUAUCAUAUUACAGAGAAUUUUUUUAAAUAAAAUAUUGAAAUCUCCCUUGGAUGGUCUUAUUGAUAAUUAUGAUGGAUGUAAAAUAUUAUAUUGCAAAAGUCCUGCAAAAAUGAUUAUUUUUGGUUUUAGCAAUUACCAGGUUAGAAAGGAAAUAAGAAAUUUGUUGGCUCUUUUCUGAUUACCCCAAACAAUGAAAUUUUGAGUAAUAAUAUAAUAAUACCAACAUGCUUAUAUAGUGCAUAUUACUGCCAAAUGCGUCCCUAUGCGCUUAAUUGGAUAUUGUCACCCUAGCUUUAGCCCCGCAGGCUUUUACAGCGCGGUGGCAUUUCAAGGAAUAAAUUCCUGCCAGGUACCCAUUUACCUCACCUGUGUCGAGUGCAGCACAAUGUGGAUAAAUUUCUUGCCGAAGGAAAUUACGCCAUGGCUGUAGAUCUGUUUUACUCCAUACAUAGGACCAUAGGCCCUACAUAGAUUCUAACAUGGGUAAAAAGAAAUGGAUAUUACAUUUAGUUUUGUUAUUAUACAUGUACAAGAUGUAUAGCAAUUAUAGCCAGGAUGUGAAUUUAAAUAUAUCUAAUGCAGAUUGAUCCUUUAAUCUGCGUUGACACUUAUUCUACCAUGAUGAGUGGUAAACCUCAAAUGACAUGUACCAGCACACAAAUAUAUUCUUGAUGUGACACAUAAAAUAAACAUGUACAUAUGCCAUAAUUGCACUUUACAUAUUAUCAAAUGUACAAUUUUGCUUCAUCGGAAACCAUCACGUUUUCUUCCAGGUACGUUUGAAGUGGGAUGCAAUUAAUUGAAGUAAUGUAGACCGACUGGGCAGGACUUGCGUGGUACCUGAAAGUCGAAUUUCAUGAAUUUGGAAUCGUUAUUGCAGGAUUUUAAUGAUAUUCAUUACAAUGAUCAGAUGAGGAUUUGAGGGGUCUGUCAGAAUCCGUGGGUGUUGAUUGGAAGGGUGAGGCUUGUGUAAAGUAUGCUUAUGAAAUAGGAGAUUUUUCAAUUCAAUUCAAUUCUUUAUUCCAUUUCCAUUCAAAACAUAAUACAAAGUAAUAUAAAGUAAUACAAAUCAAAUACAAUUUUACAGACAAGCAUUCUUACAGUAUAAUUAACAGUAUAAUAUUGAGCAUAAAUGGAAAUGAGGGGGGUCCACUAAAAAGCAAACCUUGUAAAGUGUGGAUCCCCCUUGGAAAUGAAGAAGAUAUAAUCGACUUAUUCAUAUAUAUGCAUUUAUAUAC